Molecule: messenger RNA, 1057 nt
Organism: Bradysia coprophila
Lineage: Eukaryota; Metazoa; Arthropoda; Insecta; Diptera; Sciaridae
Gene: eIF3f1
Product: eukaryotic translation initiation factor 3 subunit f1
Biological process (GO): translational initiation
Cellular component (GO): eukaryotic translation initiation factor 3 complex, eIF3m
Molecular function (GO): translation initiation factor activity; metallopeptidase activity; translation initiation factor binding
Source: RefSeq, a predicted model, not a curated record
UCUAUCUCGGUACAGGGGUCACCAAAUUAUCAAUUCUCUGAGUUCGCCACGUUCGCCUCAUUCACCUCGGUAAAACAGUUUUUAGGAAAAAUGGCUGCCGAUGACUGCAUUUCGACUCGAAACUAAACGUCAGAUGACUGAUACUUAUUCUCCUUCCAAAAUGUCUGCACUAAACUUGACGGUGCGUGUUCAUCCGCUGGUUUUAUUUCAAGUUGUUGACGCCUUUGAACGUCGGAAUGCUGAUUCGCAGCGUGUAAUUGGAACGCUUCUCGGAUCUGUUGACAAAGGGGUCGUUGAGGUUACGAAUUGUUUCUGCGUGCCACAUAAGGAACACGAUGAUCAAGUCGAAGCUGAACUCAGCUAUGCGCUGGACGUGUACGAAUUGAACAGAAGAGUUAAUUCGUCGGAGAACAUUGUUGGUUGGUGGGCCACCGGUCAUGAAGUCACCAAUCACAGUUCUGUCAUACACGAAUACUAUGCUCGCGAAUGCAACAAUCCGGUCCAUUUGACUGUUGACACGUCGCUCCAAGGUAACCGGAUGGGCUUGAAGGCAUACGUUUGUGUUAAUCUUGGCAUUCCGGGUGGCAAAAGCGGUUGUAUGUUUACACCGAUCAACAGUGAAGUGACGUGCUACGAACCGGAGGUUGUGGGUCUGCAAUUGUGCGAGAAGACCAUUGCCGUCCAAAGUCGUCAUCAGCCCAAAACCGUGUCGCCAAUGUUGGAUCUGGCCCAAGUAGCUGAGGCAUCAACGAAACUGUUGGCAUUGCUCGAUCAAGUGGUGGCUUACGUUGAGGACGUCAUAAAUGGCAAACAGCAACCCGAUAACUCUGUCGGCCGAUCGUUGUUGGAUUUGAUCAAUUCCGUUCCGCAUAUGUCAACCGACCAAUUUGCUGCUAUGUUCAACUCGAACGUCAAAGAUUUGCUUAUGGUGGUCACGCUGUCUCAGCUAAUUAAAACUCAACUUCAAUUGAACGAAAAACUAACAUUCUUAACAACAAAUUAAGCUGCACAAGAUGUCAACGCAUUUUCAAAUUGUAAUAAAAUUUAAAUUCAGACA